AUGGCGUCAAAGUUUCUACGAGAGUACAAGGUGGUGGUUGUUGGUGGCGGUGGCGUCGGUAAAUCUUGCUUGACUAUUCAGAUGACACAAGACCACUUCAUCGACGAGUACGAUCCUACAAUUGAAGACUCUUACCGCAAGCAAUGUGUCAUCGAUGAUGAGCUCGCCCUUCUCGACGUCCUUGAUACCGCCGGCCAGGAGGAAUAUGCUGCUAUGCGAGAGCAAUACAUGGUCAACGGCGAAGGAUUCAUGCUUGUUUUCUCUUUAACUUCACAAGAAAGUCUGGACGAGAUUCACGACCUGCACAGACUCAUUCUGAGAGUCAAGGGAAAGCAAGAUGGCGAGCACUUCCCCGUCGUUCUGGUUGGCAACAAGUGCGAUCUCGAGCAUGAGCGCGUCGUCACGAGGGAGAAGGCUGAAAAGAGUGCUGCCGAGUUCCAGUGUCCGUAUAUUGAGACUUCGGCAAAGUCUCGCAUCCAUGUCGAAGAUGCUUUCUUUGAGGUUGUGCGUGAGAUUCGAGAAUACGAUCGCAAACUGGGAGGCCGGACAUCGCGUGGUGGAACAGGUCCAUUGACUGGAAACAAAGAGAUGGGUAUCGAUGACGGAGAGCCACAAGCGGGCUGCUGCUCCAAAUGCGUUAUCCUAUGA
This is a messenger RNA of Anthostomella pinea, 648 nucleotides long. The record is from the annotation of a GenBank genome assembly. NCBI's taxonomy places the organism in Eukaryota, Fungi, Ascomycota, Sordariomycetes, Xylariales, Xylariaceae.